AUGUGGGGACGAUGGAAGGAUCGCUACUUCGUCCUGCAGCCGCCCCUCCUGCUCGAGUACCACUCCGCCAAGCACGCCAAGGCAGGGAAGGUGGCGCACUCGCUGACCCUGUCCGAGAUCACGAUCUGCAAGGCCGAGGGCAUCAAUGGCCAGUCCUUCUCUUUCGCGCUCAGGCGCAAGAGCAAGGAAUCGUUUUUCCUGGCGUCAGAUAAGGAGCAAGAGAUGGUGGAGUGGAUCCGAUUGAUGGCCCCGCACGUGAUGAGCGUGAACGACGAGUGGGCGGUGGACGACGAGGGCCUCGAGAAGGAGGUCGAGGCGGUCUGCGUGACCAAUGAGAACGGGUACUUCCUCGCGGCCAACGAGAUCUUCUGCGCCAUGACGGGCUUCACCAAGGAGGAGCUGCUCGGCAAGCCCUGCACGCUCAUCAUGCCGGCCUCCAUCGCCUCCAAGCACGAGAGCUACAUGUCCAACUACCUAAAGACCGGCAUCAAGCGACUCAUCGGCAAGCCCAGGCGGCUGGCCGUGAAGCGAAAGAAUGACUCGCUGUUCCUGUGCGAGCUGUCUUUGGGCGAGGUCAUCGACCAACAAAAAUCGCUCCGACGGUAUGUGGUGCAUUUGCGCCCGAUCAUCGUCUCGGAGAAGCUGGGCAACAGUACGGAGGAGGACACGACCGAAACCAUGGACGACCUGUCCGACAUGAGCGAGUCCACUGAGUCCACGGCGCUGGAGGACAGCGGCAAGCUGGCGCGCAUCAAGGAAAAGCGUCGGGAGGCCGUGAGCCUUCCGCUGGACAUGAAACAGCCGACCGACGCCUCCAAGGGCUUCGGCUCCGACUCACACAGGCGAACGCUCAGCAUCGAGAAAUUCAAGAAAAAGAGCAAGUCGGCGCGCACCUCGCGAGACACGUCGCGGGACACGUCGCGCGAGGCCUCCAGCGAGAGCGAGGGCGAGGACGGGGGCGGCCACGUGUUUGGCCGCAAGAGCUUCUCGGGCCUGGGCGUCAUCGCCGAGGAGCAGGACGCCGACGGGGCCACGCCGCACAGCGAGACGCCCCGCGGCCGGCGCUCCGGUUUCUGCAGCGGGACCAACAGCCACGAGAUGAACGCGACGUCGGCGGCGGUACCCUACCACCCGCUCAUCGACAAGGUGGGCAAGGUGUUCGACGACCGGGUGGCGGCGUUCAAGCAGUCCCUCAAGCGCAGCCUCCAGGAGGAGAUGACCACCGUGCUCGCGCGAGUGGACCUGCUCGACGCCGAGCUCACCGAGACCAAGCGACGCGCCGAGCUCAACCGACUACAACGGAAUGCAGCGCUAGCGAUGGUGCUCGAUCCGGAGAACAAGAUCAUGAAGAAGAUCAAGAGGGCGGUCACGGCCGAGGUCAAGAGCACAGAUGACGAGAAGCUGCUCUUCCGGAUGGACUCGAAGGCCACGAAGAAGGUGAUCUCCUUCAUGACGGCUGUGGGACUCGAGUACUUGGAGAAGGCCCUGGGCACCAUCAUCCGCAAGAUCUGCGAAGAUCAACUGCUGAGCUAUGAAGUCAACAACCGAUUACUCGACCCCACCGACGACCGACAGCAGAACCGCGACCAGCUGCGGUGCAUCAGCGAGAUGUUCGCCACCGCCCUGGUCAGCUCUGUGGACGCCGUUCCUCCGGAAUUUUGUGAGCUGUUCAAGCACGUCAAGAAGGAGUCGGAGACGAAGUGGACCGGCAAGGUGGCCUACUACCAGCCCAUCGGUGGCCUUUUCUUCCUCCGCUUCAUCAACGCCGCCGUCGUCUCCCCUUCGUUCUUCGGGCUCGUCCAAGGCGAGAUCGGGUUCAGGCCGCAGAGAGGUCUGAUCCUGGUGUCCAAGCUGCUGCAGUACGUGGUCAACGGUCUCACCUUCGAACCCGGCCACGAGCUCUACGACUUCAACGACUUUGUAGUGGCCCAGAUGCCUGCAUUUGAGGCCUUCAUUGACAACAUCCUGGCCAGGCAAUGA
Molecule: messenger RNA, 1980 nt
Organism: Acanthamoeba castellanii str. Neff
Lineage: Eukaryota; Discosea; Longamoebia; Acanthamoebidae
Product: PAS domain Sbox domain containing protein
Exons: 13
Coding region: 1-1980 (659 amino acids)
Biological process (GO): regulation of GTPase activity
Source: RefSeq, a predicted model, not a curated record